Messenger RNA from Sesamum indicum (sesame), 1837 nucleotides. Its product is annotated as zinc finger (Ran-binding) family protein. The record is from RefSeq and is a predicted model, not a curated record. Gene Ontology annotation, molecular function: mRNA binding. Lineage: Eukaryota; Viridiplantae; Streptophyta; Magnoliopsida; Lamiales; Pedaliaceae. Gene Ontology annotation, cellular component: cytoplasm.
UCUUUUUUGGUUACAAGAUUAAGACUUCCAUUUUCCACUCUCCAUAACUCACAACUAAAACCCUAAUCUAAAACCUCACAGAUUUCUCGUGGUCCGAAGAGCUAGAGGAGAUAAGAACUAAAAAUGGCAUCUUCAAGGUUGUUCACUCUUCUAGGGCCCUCAAUUCUACGCAGUUCCCGCAAUGUUUCUCCGAUGCUAUCCCUUAAAUUCAAUACAUUCUGCCUUCUUCCUCCCCGGCCCUUCAAGCAAUUCAGUUCCUCCGCGCUGACAUUCGAUUCCGGUGAUUCUAUUCUCACUAGUGAUGAUUCUUCUGCAGUCUCUGUUCACCCCUGGCCUGAAUGGGUUAAUUUUAUUGACCGGCUGAAGGCCAAAGGAUACAUUACUCAAAAUGCGGCGGCUUUGGAAAAUGGUGGAAGUGAUGAAGAAGGGGUAGUUGCUUACACAGACAUGAAGUUCGUUAAGGACGCGUGUCUGAGCUUCGGACGUGACCGUUUUGACAUUUUCAAGUCAUUGUCCAGACAAGAUAUUCAAACGAUUGUAGAGAAAGGUUGUCCUAGUCUAUUCAGAAAGGCAGUGAACUCAGCGAAAAGGUUGAGAGCAUAUCUAGGACUUGACGAAGGAGACGUUUGCGGUUCGUGUGAUCUCCGUGGAUCAUGUGAUAGAGCAUAUAUUAUGCUAAAUGACUCUGAAGCUGCUGCACGUACAGUAGAUGUAGUUCGUAUAAUAUUACUCUAUGCCUUGGAUCCCCUUCUUAUUUCUGGUGAAAAUAAGCUUCCAGGUCACGUGCUUGUUGAAUCAUCUGCAAGGAAAUUGCUCUCAGAGUUGAUUGAGCUUGGCGACACACCUCCUGACCCUGAUCUUCCAAAGCCUGUUGCCGUGACUUCUCAAAGAAGGAAGCAGUCUGUUGAUUUAUUGGACAAUGAAACCUCAAAAAAUGUGGACAUGAAGCCAGGAGAUUGGGUGUGUGCCAAGUGCAAAUUUAUGAACUUCUCCAGAAAUAUAAGAUGCCUAAAAUGUAAAGCAGAGGGACCAAAUCGCGUACCUGUUGAUGGAGUUGAAAAGAAAAAGGGGGAUUGGGACUGCCCUCAGUGUUCCUAUAUGAAUUUUGCAAGCAACAGGCAGUGUUUCCGCUGCCAAGGGCCACGGCCCCAGAGACAACUAAAACCUGGGGAUUGGGAGUGCCCCAGUUGUGAUUUUAUGAAUUUUAGUCGUAAUACUGUCUGCAAAAGAUGCAAUCUCGAUCGCCCUCAAGAGUCUACAUUCCAGAUUAACGAACAUACUUGGAGGAAGCCUUAUUAAGUUGCUUACUUUAUAAGUCAAACCUUUUAAGUUGCCUAUGAAAUUAUGCUUGCACAGGAGUGGGAACUCAAAUAUUUGAAGAUCGAUUGGCGUGAAGUGGAAGGAUGAUAAAUUGGGUGAUUUGACUUGGUUUUGAGCUGAUUUUCGGGUAGAGGUUUUCUGUGUAAUAUUUCUUUUGAAUUUGCUUGUUCUUACACUGUAUCUUUCUUGAAGGAAUUUAGUUUACUAUGGGAAAACGUUUCGUCGUAUGAGAAAGAUAUAAAUAAUUGUAGGUAAUAGUAUGGAAUUUUGAAGCCGCUCUUGGCUAGGUCCAGUGCCGCAAGUAACUACUUGGGAUUUGUACAGCCAUAGGUUCAGAAUUCUGCAGUGCUAAAGUGGUACUCGGGGUUCAUCUUGACCACAGUCUCGUAUCACUGCUAUUCUAAGGCCAUGUUUACUAGUCAUUUUGGGAUAAUGUUGAAUUAUAUUAGUUGAUGAUAAUUUUGGUGAUUGGUUGGGAUGAGACUAAUAUAAAACACUUUUAACUAGUACAAAAUCA